Molecule: messenger RNA, 1709 nt
Organism: Lepus europaeus (European hare)
Lineage: Eukaryota; Metazoa; Chordata; Mammalia; Lagomorpha; Leporidae
Gene: FOSB
Product: FosB proto-oncogene, AP-1 transcription factor subunit
Exons: 4
Coding region: 515-1531 (338 amino acids)
Biological process (GO): regulation of transcription by RNA polymerase II
Cellular component (GO): nucleus
Molecular function (GO): RNA polymerase II cis-regulatory region sequence-specific DNA binding; DNA-binding transcription factor activity, RNA polymerase II-specific
Source: RefSeq, a predicted model, not a curated record
CGGCGGGGACACGCGGGACGGGGCGCGGGACCCGGAGUGUUGUGGCGCUGCCUCUCCCUGGGGGCUGGGACGCCGGCUUGUUCUCACCCUGACUCUCUGUUGCGGAGGGAGUUUUCGGAAGGAUUCUUCUAGAUAGUUCUCCGUUCGGUUCUGGGGCGCCGACUGACUUUUUCUGCGUCUUGCUGGCCGCUGCCUCCCCCGCCGCGGGACCUGCCGGACGCGUGGAGACCACCGCACCCGAGCCGGACUGUGUGCAGCGGGCCGGCGCCGCCCGACUCCGAGGGAGCCACCCCCACCACCACCACCACCCCGCGCCCCGAGUCCUGCGGCCGAGGGGCCGCCCGGGAACUUGGCUGGAACGGGACCCGCGCCCUCCCCGGGCUGCUCCGGACAGCGCGCCGAGGGGACCCGCUCGGCUCACCCCGGACUCGCACCUCGCCUCCCCCAGCCGGCCAUAGCCUUGGCUUCCCGGCGACCUCAGCGUGGUCACAGGGGCCCCCCUGUGCCCAGGGAAAUGUUCCAGGCGUUCCCCGGAGACUACGACUCCGGCUCCCGGUGCAGCUCCUCGCCCUCCGCCGAGUCCCAGUAUCUGUCUUCGGUGGACUCCUUCGGCAGCCCGCCCACCGCCGCCGCCUCCCAGGAGUGCGCCGGUGUCGGGGAGAUGCCCGGUUCCUUCGUGCCCACGGUCACAGCCAUCACAACCAGCCAGGACCUUCAGUGGCUCGUGCAACCCACCCUCAUCUCCUCCAUGGCCCAGUCUCAGGGGCAGCCCCUGGCCUCCCAGCCCCCCGCCGUCGACCCCUAUGACAUGCCGGGAACCAGCUACUCCACGCCUGGCCUGAGUGGCUACAGCAGUGGCGGAGCCAGUGGCAGUGUUGGACCUUCCACCAGCGGAGCCACCAGCGCACCUGGGCCUACACGCCCAGCCAGGGCUCGGCCCAGGAGACCCCGAGAGGAGACGCUCACUCCCGAGGAAGAGGAGAAGCGACGGGUUCGCAGGGAGCGGAACAAGCUGGCAGCAGCCAAGUGCCGCAACCGCCGGCGGGAGCUCACCGACAGACUGCAGGCGGAGACAGAUCAGCUGGAGGAAGAAAAGGCAGAGCUGGAAUCGGAGAUCGCCGAGCUGCAGAAGGAGAAGGAGCGCCUGGAGUUUGUGCUCGUGGCCCACAAACCGGGCUGCAAGAUCCCCUACGAAGAGGGGCCCGGGCCCGGCCCGCUGGCGGAGGUGAGAGACGUGCCGGGGCCAGCGGCCGCCAAGGAAGACAGUUUCGGCUGGCUGCUGCCGCCCCCGCCACCACCGCCCCUGCCCUUCCACACCGGCCAGGACGCGCCCCCCAACCUGACGGCUUCUCUCUUUACACACAGUGAAGUUCAAGUCCUCGGCGACCCCUUCCCCGUUGUUAACCCUUCGUACACUUCCUCGUUUGUCCUCACCUGCCCGGAGGUCUCCGCGUUCGCCGGCGCCCACCGCCCCAGCGGCAGCGACCAGCCUUCCGACCCCCUGAACUCGCCCUCCCUUCUCGCCCUUUAGACACAAACCAAACCCGCGAGGCAGAGAGACUUGGAAGCGGAGGAGGGGGCAGGGGGCACGAGACAGUGGGGGGCCGGCGUGUCAGACCCCGGGCCGCCACUGCUGCCGCCGCCGCCGCCGCCGCGCGGGAGGACCGCCCUGUGUCCGCCGUAGCCUCUUAGCUCUGUGCGCCCUGCGU